Messenger RNA from Tripterygium wilfordii, 2639 nucleotides. RefSeq names its product patatin-like protein 6. The record is from RefSeq and is a predicted model, not a curated record. The transcript is spliced from 3 exons. Gene Ontology annotation, biological process: lipid metabolic process. Lineage: Eukaryota; Viridiplantae; Streptophyta; Magnoliopsida; Celastrales; Celastraceae. Bases 545 to 1966 code for a protein of 473 amino acids.
AACGUGUCGACUUACAAAAAUUUGGAGAGAGAAACAAGAGAGAGAGGGGGAAUUUGAAAGGUCUAUAAACAGACAUACUCUGCAACUGCUGUGUUCUUGCCUCCUUGACCUCCUCUGGUUAUUUUGGGGCUUUUGGUUGGCUGGAAUGGUUGUUUAUUUGGUUAAUCUUUUGAUGUUAUAGCUUCCGCGUGCUCUGUUCAAAGAAAAGAAAAGAAGAAAACACGAGGACGAGGAGGGUACGUAUACAGACACAGAGGGCUUUAUUGGGAGGAUUUGAAUCUUUUCUUUCUUUUGUCUUUUAUCUGUUUGUUGUAAAGACUGAUUGGAUAUAAGGUUCAACGAAACUGACAAUGAACUUGUCAAUGGGAGUCCUGGUUUGGGGGAGAUAAGAGCAAUGAUUCCUUCGCGUGUUUCUUAAAAGCUAAAACCACUAGAGGAUCGUUAUUUUGGCGUUAACGUCAAGGUGAAUUCGUUUGCGAUUACGUUGAGAAGAAGCAGGAGGGAGUACAAUCGGAUUGAGGGUUGUGAUAUCCUUCUCUGGUGCAUGAACGGAUAUAUUGCAGAAGAAGUUCCGUCGAAAAUGGCUUGUAAUCCAUCGGUAAUGCAAGAGCCGAGCAUAGACACUGAUAAGUUGAGCUACGAAAUUUUUUCGAUCCUUGAAAGUAAGUUUCUCUUCGGAUAUGACGAUCAAAAGCUCUGGGAGCCCAAAGAUAUCUCUCCGCCGGUGGCGGAAUUGAAACCGAUCGAAACGGUCGCUGUUGAUAAUAGCGUUUCGGCUAUCAAGAACCAGAGGGGGAAAAUCUGCAUACUCAGCAUCGAUGGAGGCGGUAUGCGAGGGAUUCUAUCAGGGAAAGCUUUGGCAUACCUGGAACACGCUCUAAAGGCCAAGUCCGGUAAUCCUGACGCGAGAAUCGCAGAUUAUUUUGAUGUCGCUGCAGGGACCGGUAUCGGUGGCAUAUUCACGGCGAUGCUGUUUGGCACCAAGGAUCAUAACCGUCCGAUUUUCAAGGCAGAUGACACGUGGCGUUUCCUGGCUGAGCAGGGGAAGCGAUUUUACCGUUCCAGUUCUGGCGGUUCCGUUAAUGGAGGCGGCUUCUUGAAGCGGCUUAUAAAAGUUACUGGUUCGACCGGGUCGCCCACCGCCGGUUUAGAGAAAGCAGUGAAGGAAGCAUUCACCGACAAGGGCCGCAGUCUGACUCUCAAGGACACGUUGAAGCCGGUAUUAAUACCCUGCUUCGACCUAUCGAGUACGGCGCCGUUUUUGUUCUCCCGAGCCGACGCUUUAGAGACGGACAGUUUCGACUUCCGGCUAUGGGAGGUGUGCCGGGCGACAUCAGCCGAACCGGGGCAGUUCGAACCGGCUUUGAUGCGGUCUGUGGAUGGAAGGACAAGUUGUGUGGCGGUUGACGGCGGUCUAUCUAUGAGUAACCCCACCGCCGCCGCAAUUACGCACGUGCUGCAUAACAAGCAAGAAUUUCCAUUCGUGAGAGGAGUUGAGGACUUGUUGGUGCUGUCUCUCGGAACAGGUCAACUAGUCGAGGUAAGCUUUGAAUACGAACAGGUCAAGAACUGGAAGGCCAAGGACUGGGCUCGACCAAUUGCUCGAAUAUCUGGUGAUGGCUCCGCUGACUCAGUGGACCAGGCGGUGGCCAUGGCGUUCGGUCAGUGUAGAAGCAGUAACUACGUUCGUAUACAGGCCAAUGGUUCGAGCUUGGGCAGGUGUGGACCCAAUGUGGAUACAGAUCCUAGCCCUGGCAAUGUGAAAAGUCUAAUAGGAGCUGCUGAGGAAAUGCUUAAACAGAAGAAUGUGGAGUCGGUGCUCUUUGGUGGCAAAAGGAUUGGAGAGGAAAGCAAUUUCGAAAAACUCGAUUGGUUUGCAGGAGAACUUGUGUUGGAGCAUAUGAGGAGGAGCUGCAGAAUUGCUCCCACUGUUGCUUUCAAACAAGCUACCCCGAAGCCCUUUUAAACUGGAUUUAUUAAAUACUAGAAAGCAACCCCAAGAGGUUAAAGGUGAAAAGUGAAAAUAAAAAUAAAGAUCAAGGAGAAAAGAGUAAUAUAGCAGGUUCUUACUUUUGCAAGUGAAGACUGAAGAUCAGACAAGAGAAGAGAGGGGAGGAGGGAAUUGAAUGAAAAGGACAAAUAGUGCAAAAAGGUUGAAGAUUUAAAGUGGGAUACUCUUCCCUCCAGAGGACAGACAUUGCGGUGUCCACUCAACCCUUCUACAGCCACAAUGCUCCAAUAAAUAGAGAAAAAAGAAACCAAAGUGUGUUCAAACUUUUAAAGGUCAAAGCCACCAGUAUCACCAGAUGUGAAUCUUCUUCAUAUUCUUUUUAUGAGUUUGGGUAUUGCGUUUCAUUUCUUUCUUUCUUUUGGGUCCUUUAGUUGAACAAAAGUUUGGUCAGGUCAGGUGUUGGUCACAUAGUGAUAGUAUAGCCAAAGUUGCUUGUCUUACCUUCUCUUCCUUUUUCCUCUUGUUAUUUUCAGUAUAGAUUGCAUUAAUUGAUAAGGUUUUAUAAGGGUGGGUAUGCUCUCUUGUUUUAAGCUACCGACCAUAUCCGAUGCGAAUGUGACAAGCAGAGUGGACCAAAUAUGGUUGAUUGUGUCUACAGACACUUUUCUAGAAAUGUAUUAUUUUUUUU